Molecule: messenger RNA, 624 nt
Organism: Fusarium graminearum PH-1
Lineage: Eukaryota; Fungi; Ascomycota; Sordariomycetes; Hypocreales; Nectriaceae
Exons: 3
Coding region: 1-624 (207 amino acids)
Source: RefSeq, a predicted model, not a curated record
AUGGCGAACAUCAAGGACACGGAGAACACGAACGCCAGGGGCAUGAAGGACAAGCAGGAGAGGGAGAACAUGCUCAUCCAAACUUUGCACGUUAUAUUUUCAGACUUACUACGUGAUACCGGACCACCGCCAGGCCAUGAACACGUUGGCGAGGAUGGCAUGGGGGGUGGCCCACCCCCUGGCUUCGGUCGAGGGCUGCAAGAUUUACUGAACCUCCUUACCCCAGGAAAUGCUGUGCAUGGUGAUGCAGUGUACUCUCAAGAAGCCUUAGACCGUAUCAUCACCCGGCUCAUGGAGGCCAAUCCCCAGUCCAAUGCGGCACCCCCAGCUACGGAUGAAGCCCUUCGGAACUUGGAGCGUAAGCCUGUCAACAAACAGAUGCUGGGCUCCGAAGCCACUCGCGCCCGGCACAAUACUCACGACCUCCUAGUCAGAGCCAGAGCCGCCUUAACGAAGUCCUGCGAAAUAUCUCGACACAGCGAGAAGAGAGAGACCGAGAACAUGGCCGCGACCGUGCCACAACAUCUGGGUAUAGUUAUGACACCUCUCGACUGCAGCGUCGCAGCUCUCAUUCCCCCACAAGUCCUCGCGCGCGAGCUCCUAGCGAGCAUGGCGCACGUAUGA